UAUCGAGACAUUUUCAAUUAGUUUCAUAUUGAUAGUUUACUGAACGGGCAAACGCUAUUUGUUGAUUUGGUUUUAAUUUCUGUGAGAGAUUGUGUUGAUUUAUUUUCAAUUGAUUGAGAUCAAUGAAACAAUUAAAAUUCUUCAUCGAUAAUCGUUAUAGCUUUUUUAAAACAAUUUCCGUUUAUUUGACCUACUUUUCGAUCGGAUGUGUUUCAGCUCUACUUGGUUCGAGUCUUUUGGACUUACAGAUACUUGCGAAUACUGAUUUCGCGAAAAUAUCGUUACUUGUAACGUUCAGAAGUGUUGGUCAUGUGUCUGGGUCACUAAUUGCUGGAAUCAUUGGAUCGAAGUUUAAAUUGUCUCUGGUUUUGGCGAUUACCAACUUUUUCUCAGGACUAUUUAUCGGCCUUGUACCUUUUCUGGUCAAAUUUGAAUACAUGUCAAUUUGUAUCUUAAUUGCUGGUAUUAAUUAUGGGAUAGCCGAUAUACUGAGUGCGAGUUCAAUCACAAUCAUUUGGAAGGAUAAAUGUGCCAACUUUAUACAAGUGCUUUUCCUAUUCGGUGGUAUUGGAGCUUUAAUUUCACCCGUUAUUACGAGGCCAUUUUUGUUACCAUCGAAUGACGAAAAGACAAGUUUCAAUAUGAACAGUUCGAUGGUCAAUUCAAUUGAUGUUCAAUCAACCUUUUCGAAGCAAAAUUAUGAAUCAGCUGAUGUUACUGUUCAUUAUGCGUUUUUAAUUUGUGGCCUAAUUGGGAUCAUUAUAUCGAUACCGUUCAUGUACUUUUAUUUGAAUGAACGGAAAAAAAGUCUUGAAAUUCAAGUUAAACGAAACGACCAAUUAGCUAACGCAAACCCUCAACAGACAAAUGACCUAACCUGGAAAUCAUAUAUCGCCGUUGCUUUGGUAGCCAUCGUUGGUCACUCAGCUUAUAGCUUGGAAACUGUUGUCAAUUCAUUGGCUACUUCGUUUUCGGUAAAAUCUGACCUUCACAUGGACAAAAAAUCGGGUGUCUUACUGGCGACCGUUUUCUGGUCAUGUUUCUCAUUUUAUCGGCUCAUUUUUAUUCCACUAACUUUCAUUAUUUCAGAGUCUAAAUUGUUAGCGACUAGUUUAACCAUCUCGCUGACUGGCCUUUUAAUUACCGUUCCUUGGGCGAAUAACAAUGAAAUUUGUAUCUGGAUUGGGUUCACACUCAUUGGAAUCGGUAUCUCACCGAUAUUUGCCGCUUCUUUUGGUGUUCUAAAUUCUUAUAUCAUAAUAACACCCAGAAUAGUCUCGAUAAUCUUAUCGAUUACGCUAAUCGGUGAGUCGAUUCACCCUGCGAUCGCUGCAUUUCUUAUGACCAAAAAAAUGAUUGUAUUUUUAUACUAUUUGGGUGCUUUAGGAAUCAGUUAUAUCCUCUCAUUGAUGAUACUAAUUGUCUACUGUAAGAAAGCACUUGAAUACUAAUCAAUCAAAUGAUAAACAAUCAGAUUAAAAUGAUCAAACAAAUAAGCAAAACAUUUCGACACAUUUUUUUGAAACAAACAAUUCGAAUGUCAGA
Panonychus citri (citrus red mite) is the source of this 1545-nucleotide messenger RNA. Its product is annotated as major facilitator superfamily domain-containing protein 4A-like. Lineage: Eukaryota; Metazoa; Arthropoda; Arachnida; Trombidiformes; Tetranychidae. Bases 123 to 1451 code for a protein of 442 amino acids. The record is from RefSeq and is a predicted model, not a curated record. The transcript has 4 exons. Gene Ontology annotation, biological process: transmembrane transport.